Staurois parvus is the source of this 1506-nucleotide messenger RNA. The record is from the annotation of a GenBank genome assembly. Lineage: Eukaryota; Metazoa; Chordata; Amphibia; Anura; Ranidae.
CGACUGACAGCAACACUCGUCUUGGUGACUUUGGUGGCGACCAUUGGAUCAUCUUUCCAGUAUGGGUACAAUGUGGCUUCUGUAAAUUCUCCAACCCCUUUCAUGAAGACAUUUUACAAUGAAACCUACACGAGUCGCUAUGGCUCUACCUAUACUACAAGUUUACAGAAUGUGUUGUGGUCUCUCACCGUGUCCUUAUACCCACUCGGUGGAUUCUUUGGCUCUUUAAUGGUGGGGCCUCUAGUUAACACAAUUGGGAGGAAGGGAACCUUGCUGCUCAACAACAUAUUUUCCAUUGUCCCUGCUAUUUUAAUGGGCACCAGCGUCCUGGCCAAGUCUUUUGAGGUCAUCAUUGCUUGCCGACUGAUAAUAGGAAUCUGUGCAGGUUUAUGUUCCAAUGUGGUCCCCAUGUACCUUGGAGAAAUGUCCCCUAAAAAUCUUAGAGGAGGUAUUGGGGUGAUGCCUCAGCUGUUGAUCACCAUUGGUAUUCUUAUGGCACAGAUUUUCGGGAUCCGAUUCAUCCUUGGAAAUAUGCAAGGUUGGCCCAUACUGCUGGCUCUCACCGGAAUUCCUGCUGUACUAGAGCUUAUUGUACUGCCCUUCUUUCCUGAAAGUCCAAGAUACACACUGCUGCACAAGGGCAACGAGGAAAAAGCCAGAAAUGCCUUAAAGCGCUUGAGAGGUUGGGAAGAUGUUGACAGCGAAAUCCAGGAAAUGUAUCAAGAGGAUCAGUCAGAAAAAGUAGAAGGACGCCUAUCAGUCAAGAACUUGUGCUCAUUUCGUCCACUGCGUUGGCAGCUCAUCUCUAUCAUUGUCAUGAAUAUGGGGCAGCAGUUGUCUGGAAUCAAUGCAGUAUAUUACUAUGCGGACAGUAUAUACAGAGCAGCUGGUGUGGCAGAUGACACUGUUCAGUAUGUCACAGUAGCAACUGGAUCUGUCAAUGUUCUAAUGACACUGGGUGCGGUCUUCAUUGUGGAUUCAUGGGGUAGACGACUGUUACUGCUCAUAGGUUUCGGGACAUGUUGCAUUGCAUGUAUAGUGUUAACUAUUGCUCUGAUUUAUCAGACCACUGUACAUUGGAUGCCAUACCUAAGCAUAGCCUGCGUGAUUGUCUAUGUCAUCGGCCAUGCCAUUGGACCAAGUCCCAUCCCUUACGUGAUUACAACUGAAAUGUUUCGCCAGGCUUCCCGUCCUGCUGCCUUUAUGGUAGCUGGAAGUGUUCACUGGUUAUCAAACUUCACUGUUGGGCUCAUAUUUGAAUUCCUUAUGAGUGGAUUAGGCUCCUACUGUUUCAUCCUCUUUGCUGCCAUCUGCCUUGCCACAUUCAUCUUUAUAUAUUUUAUUGUUCCUGAAACCAAAGGAAAAACUUUCCUUGAAAUCAGUCAACUAAUGGCAAAGAGAAAUGGACUUGAAGAGAAAACAGAUUCCAGGGAAUUUGAAGACCUAACAUCACCAACAUCCAAGAGCAUCCCAUUAGAGGAAGAUGUCAUCAAAAGUGCACUGUGA